GCUCCCAGCAGGCACCUGGGGAGCCGCCGGUGCAGCUGCAGCCAUGGCACCCGGCAGCUUCAGCCUCCUCCUCCUCCUCCUCCUCCUGCUGGACGUGCUGACCUUGCCGGGGCACGGACACGGCCUCCGGCGGCAGAAGAGGGACUGGGUCAUCCCCCCCAUCAACUGCCCCGAGAACGAGCGGGGGCCCUUCCCCAAGAAGCUGGCGCAGAUCAAAUCCAACAAGGACAAGGAGACCAAGGUUUUCUACAGCAUCACGGGGCAGGGGGCGGACACCAUCCCCGUGGGUGUGUUCAUCAUCGAGCGGGAGACGGGGUGGCUGGAGGUGACAAAACCCCUGGACCGCGAGGAGAAGGACAAAUACCAGCUCUUCUCCCACGCCGUGUCGGCCAAUGGGCAGCCCGUGGAAGACCCCAUGGAGAUCAUCAUCACCGUCACCGACCAGAACGACAACCGGCCCGUCUUCACCCAGGCAGUUUUCCACGGUUCUGUGCAGGAGGGAGCCAAGCCAGGCACGUCGGUGCUGAGGGUGCUGGCCACCGACGCAGACGACGCCGUGAGCUCCAGCAAUGGCGUUGUGAGCUAUUCCAUCCUGAGCCAGGUGCCGGACAAGCCCCAGCCCGGGAUGUUCACCAUCAACAGCCGCUCUGGGCUGCUCUCUGUGGCCGUGCCGGGGCUGGCGGCAGAGCUGGUCCCUGAAUACACCCUGGAGAUCCAGGCUGCUGACCGGGAGGGAUUCGGGCUGCGAGCCACGGCCACCGCCCGCGUCAGGGUGCAGGCUGACGGCACGUCUGAGGUGGGAAAGGGCACCCUGACCACCCACGUGCUGAACACGGCCACGGGGCUGCCGGCAGCCGGCCUCGGCGUCCGCCUGGCCCAGCUGCAGGAGCCAGGGCUGCAGUGGAUGGAGCUGGCACACAGGCACACGGAUGCAGAUGGGCGCUGCCAGCCCUUCCUGGCACAGGGACAGGCCAAGGCUGGCACCUACAAGCUGCACUUUGAGACAGCUGAGUACUGGCAGGGACUGGGGCACACCAGCUUCUACCCCUUCGUGGAGGUCGUUUUCAUCAUCACUGACCCGGCACAGAAGCUCCACGUCCCGCUGCUGAUCAGCCCCUACUCCUACACAACCUACAGGGGCAGCUAGAGGGGCACAGCCUUCCCCUGGGGACGCAGGAAUGAUGCCACAAGGCCAUUAAAAACUCCAAACAGCA
Melospiza melodia melodia is the source of this 1214-nucleotide messenger RNA. Its product is annotated as cadherin-1-like. Gene Ontology annotation, cellular component: adherens junction; cytoplasm; plasma membrane. The coding region runs from base 44 to 1147 and encodes 367 amino acids. The transcript is spliced from 9 exons. The record is from RefSeq and is a predicted model, not a curated record. Gene Ontology annotation, biological process: cell-cell adhesion mediated by cadherin; multicellular organism development; homophilic cell-cell adhesion. Gene Ontology annotation, molecular function: hydroxyisourate hydrolase activity; calcium ion binding; cadherin binding. NCBI's taxonomy places the organism in Eukaryota, Metazoa, Chordata, Aves, Passeriformes, Passerellidae.